GGGGUGUGUUGUAUAGCUUUCCAAUAGACGUUUCUGUUCUUGUCGUAUGAUGAAGAUUCGUGCUGCUUGGUAAUCGUCGACAGUCAUAGGUCCCUGGCGUGAGACUUUAGAAGUUCCAAUGUUGAGAACAUUCGGUCGAUGUCGUCCCAUGAAGCGGAUAAUCCAGAUCACCACUCGAAGAAGAGUGAAGAUGGAGCUAAACCUUCCAGGGUCUAUUGUCGGCGGCUCUGGUUCUUUAGUCGAGAAUGUUAUUGUGUCGGAUUUGUCGGUGGUGACAUUGUCGUCUGUUUGCUUGCCGAUGUUGAACGAUAAUUCGUCGGGCCAGUCGUCGGAUGGUUGAACAAUCCAUUCUGG
Meloidogyne enterolobii is the source of this 354-nucleotide messenger RNA. NCBI's taxonomy places the organism in Eukaryota, Metazoa, Nematoda, Chromadorea, Rhabditida, Meloidogynidae. The record is from the annotation of a GenBank genome assembly.